UCUAGAUCGAGUUUUGAUGUAGCGCCAUCUACGUUAACUGUAACAUCAUCGAGCUCCGUGGCAUUUUCUCAACUCGACCGAAUCAAGGAUAGAUUGAGCUCUAUGGGCAUUCAUCACAAUUACAAAGAGGGAGAUUAAUUCAUCAAGUGCCGUACAGGGCUUGCUCUAUCUGGAACUCAACAGAACAGUCACAGGGGAUCAUUAAUCUACAUGUACCUGGUGUACAGUGACACUUUUUGAAAACCUCUUGGAGGCUCUAUCAAGCCCAGGAAUCUGCAAAACCAGCCAAUAAAUCUCCUUUUCUCCUCCUGGAUGUUAGUCCAGGAAGCCAGAAGACACAGGGUGACAUCACAUCAAUUAGCCAGUUAAGGAAUACGAAAAGUGAAUACUUUCUGGACUUGCAUGACCAUCUCCAUUGCCUGUCCGAACAAGCCAGAUAACUUAUUUAUCAGGUCUAGACUAAGUGACUAACAACAAAAUGGGUAGGAGAGUAAGAACUGUGAGGAGAUGUGCUGCAUAUCUGCACCUGCUCAGCUGCCUUGCGUUUGGACUCUGCUCUAUAGGACUAGCCUACGCACAUGAUGGAUCUCAAAGUAAGGAGCAAAAGGUAGCCCUGGGGGACCCCGCAGCUGCAAUAGCCCCUGGGGAAUUAAAGGACAAUGACAUCAUAGUGAACGAAGACAAGGGAGAAGGGGGUCUGGAUAGCCCAGGGGAGAAAGGAAGAGUCGAUCUCACGUUCGUCCACGCAUUUGUGGCGUCACUUUCCGUAAUCAUUGUCAGCGAACUGGGAGAUAAGACAUUCUUUAUUGCAGCUAUCAUGGCUAUGAGGCACCCGAGGAUUACAAUCUUUGCUGGUGCUCUGGGUGCACUUGCAGUUAUGACCGUUCUUUCAGCGAUGCUUGGUUAUGCAAUCACCAUCAUUCCCCGCAAGUUCACGUACUACGCCUCCACGGUGCUCUUCUUCAUCUUUGGCAUCCGCAUGCUCCGGGAGGGGUGGGGCAUGUCGCCCGACGAGGGGCAGGAAGAGCUGGAGGAGGUCCAGGCUGAACUAAAACGGAGGGACGAGGAGAGAGAAAAAGAGAUGAAAUCUAGUAUGACCCAAGAUCCAGAAUCGGGGAUAAUUAGAGGAGGAUACAGGCGGAGAGUUUUAGGCAUCUUUUCUCCUAUCCUAUUGGAAGCCUUCACGCUCACAUUCUUAGCGGAGUGGGGAGAUAGGUCGCAAAUGACUACCAUUGUAUUGGCAGCUAGAGAGAAUGUUCUUGGUGUGACGUUAGGUGGUACAUUAGGACAUGCCUUCUGUACAGGAUUAGCAGUAAUAGGUGGUAGGAUGAUAGCACAAAGGAUAUCAGCGAGAACAGUAACGUUGACUGGAGGGGUCGUCUUCUUAGUGUUUGCUCUAUCGGCACUCUUCUUUUCACCCGACGAUUCAUGAGGGAAUAAACCCAUCGCCGGCAUCCCAUUCACCUCACAUGGGUUGAGCGCAGAGCAGUAUGGAUUUUUUUGUCAAAGGAAAUGAAUGUCUUGGAGGAGGAUUUGAACCCAUGACCUGAUUAAAAGACUAGAGUCACGACCACUAAACUGUCACCCUUUUUGUAUGAUGGUAGUAAGAAAUGUAUGUUUCAUCGUAUUAUCAGUGGAAAAAGAUUGGACUUUUUAACAGCUCAACAAGUUGUAUAAGUUAGCUACAAUUUGUAUCUUGCUUUCAUUUGAUAAUAGAUCGAAAGUAUUGCAAAUAUAGACAACUCAAAUUUGCAAUUAAUGCCAGAGAAACUUUUGUCUGUCCGGUCCGUUGGCAAUAUAAAGUUUGCCAGAAAAUGGCAGAAUUGUAUCGCUUACAGGCACUGAAAUUGCAUAUAUAAUUAUGUUGAAAUAGUGUGUUGGAGUUUGUUUCAAUAUAAAAGUUUUAAAAUAACCCUGUAUUUUACCAUUAUGGAGCUUGAAUUUAUAUAUAUCUGGAACCAUGCAAGUGAGUGUAUGUAUUGUUGCUUCCAUCUUGUGCAUGUUUCAAAUCUAGUUAGCACUCAUGUUGUAUGUGCAUGGCGUAGACCGUCCAAUGUCAUUACUGUUCAUAUCUAGAAUGGUAUACAUGUAUGUGCCCUGUGGGUAUAAAUUAUUGGUAGGAAUUUCAGUCAAAAUGAACAGCGGAGACUUGAAAAUAUUCUAAACUAUGUGUAACUAGAUCUUUAAAAUCAUGGUAUCACUUUCAUUUCCUUGAAAAUAAUAAAGCAGUUCAAGACAGUUUUGAAAAUCUGCUAAACAGCCACCUUGACUAGAAAUUCAGUUAUUGAUUUAACAUGAAGGGCUGCAUGUAGGCUUUUGUAACAAAUAUACUGGUAUUCUGAGAUGAGAAAAUAAAUCAGAGAGAAGUCUUUAGUAUGCAUUUUUUUUCUUAUUUAUGGAUUUAUUUGCUUCCAGUAGCUGGUAAGUGAGGUAGGUUCAAUUUACAGGAUUACAUAUGAAAUAUUAGCGAGUCUUCCCCAUGUGAUUAGGUUGUAAGGUUCUAAAUCUUGUUUUUCAAAUUGAAAAAAAAAUGCAAUGGAUAAAGAAAUGUGAUGCAGUUCACAUUGAAACUGGGGAUAAUUUGCAAACUAUUAUUUACAUGUAUCUUCUGAAAAACAUAAUUUUUUUUCGAGAUAUGCUCCAUUGAUAACUUAAUUGUACAUUGCAAAGGUAUAUUUGUGAUUCAGUUAUACAAGUCAUGUAUUGUUUUUUAUAUGUUCUGUCAUUAGUGCCAGUAUCCACCCAAGUUUUCGACCAAUCAGAAGCCUUUUAAUGUGUCUCGUAAAAUAUAUGCAAAUAGCAAUAUCCUAUUACCUGGGAAACUUUUAAGUGAAACCAGGGGGCAGAUUCAUAAAGCAGUUGGUAAGUUAAGAGCGACCUUGAGAAUGACUGGUGAACCUUUCUUGUGGAACAUCCAAUGCACAAUAAUGUUCAUUGGCGAUGGUUUAGCGCUGAAUAAAGGUACACCAGUCGUUCUUAAAGUCGCUAUUUUAUGAUCAGCUUUAUGAAACACCCACCAGAUGAAAGAGAAUGCUAAGCUUUAAAGUGAUAUGUCGUAUAUAUGAUUGAAUUUAUUAUGAUUAAUCAUCAAUUUUUGAUUUAGUUUCUUUAUCAGGGACACACUGCAUUAGAUAGUGGAUUUAUUUUUACACAUUCAUAGGCCCUUUCAAUACAGCUCAUAUCUAUUAUACAUGUACAGAGCUAUUAAUUAUAGCUUUAAAAAAUUGAACAAUCACUGAAAUUUCUAAAUUGGCAUUGUGAUUGAAAUGUAAUGGUUAUUUUUUCGAUUGAAAUAUGGCAAAUUUCUAGCUUUUAAAUACAUUUUCAUCAAUCUCUAGUUACAUGUACAUGUACAUCUGGAUACUUCAACUGUAUAAAGUAAAAUACCGCAGUGAAAUGAAAAUAUGAAUGUUGCCAAUUUGCAGCAUGAAAGCUGAUUAAAUCCUUAAUAGCUAAGGCCGGUGACAGAUGAUCCAGUAUUCUUCAGUUGCCAAGGAAUUAGUAUAGUGAAUUAUGUAAAUUUUUUACUGAACUAAAGAGAAAAUAUAUACUGAUGAAUAUAAGAUGUGUGAAACUUUUCAAUUGAGGUGGCCAUUCCUCCCUUAAUCAGGCUUCAGUGUCAAUGCAAAAAUGGUUUUAAUGUAUAAUGCUACACAAUAUGUACAGUCGCACCAACGAAACUGACUCCAAAGCGAUCGAUGGUAUGUCAUAGGAAAUAAUGUAAGAGAUAUGAUCGGUCUGGAGUCGGUUUCGUUGGUGUUGCUGUAGCAUAAUGUUUUUGAACACUGUGGAAGCUUGUGUCCAAGGAGCUGGAUAUCACCAAUGUGAUGGUGCAUUGUAUAUCAAAUGCAACCAGGGCGCCGUAACAUAAAGGAUAGUGAUUAAUCGCUAAAUGAAAUGACCAAUCAAGAUCCUCAUUGCAUGCGCAUUUUGCUAAAAGUAGACUGACUACAUGUAUGAAGCAAUCAGAUUUGUUCUUUGAAAUUAGCUAUCAAUCGCUAACCUUUUUGUUACGGGGCCCGGGCCCAGGGGGUGUUUCACAAAGAUUAAAGGGUGACUCAGAGUUGCACUUAAAUUUUGGUUAUAUGAAGAGCUUAUUCCCAAAUGGUACUCCAUCCAUCUUUGUUACUUCAGAGAAAAAAAAUGCAUUUGUGUACAGAAUUUUGUACAGGUGUCUGGAAAAUUGAUAUUACUAGGUGCAUUUUUAAACGGUUGUUUAAAAAAAUUGAGGUUAAAGCUUUUGUGCAAAGACAGGUGCCUCAGUGAAUAAUGUUGGUAUAUCAAUAUUUCAAUUCUCAUCAAAAGCGGAUGUAGUACCUUCUGGAACUAAGCUCUUCAUAAUGUAGUUCACCACCAAAUUAGCCAGAUCAUGCUCACAGUAUGGCACUACAACGUACAUGUAUCUAUCAAUCAAAAUUACAAGCAUAUGUGUGUUGGCAUUAAAGCAUGACUCUAAUUCACACUUAAAUUUUUGUGAAACACCCCCCUAGAAUUUAAUUGAGUAUUUUAGUCGCUCUUAACUCUCAAAGGAAUAAAUACAUUUAGCCCCCAGCUUUUUAUUCAAGGAAUGUAGAUAUUGUUCAUUCAUAAAGAUAUUAUUUAUGUAUAUGUGUGAAUAUAUAUUUUGGAUGCAAGUCAUCUCAUUUGUAUUACAAGUGUUUGAUGAAGUCGAGAGCAAUUAUCAAUGCAUGGUGGACUUAGGGUUGUCUGGAAGUACUUGGAAGAAAAGUUACCUUUGUUACUGUUCAUCAUGAUGUACAUGUGCACCUGUAGAAAAUCUUUGCAUUUUCAAUGAAACCUGUCCACUGAUAUUUAAACAUGUACAUGUAGGUGUGUGUUUUACCACACAGAAUAAAUGAGAACAAUUUCUACAAUAAACUUCAAUAUUUGGAAUCUCUGAAUUAGUGGAGGAAUUUACUGAUGCUAUGAUGCUAUGAUGCUGUCGUGCCAUGUAGCAAGAAUAAGUUAUCGACGAGUUUCGUAUCGAAUGUCAUUCAGUCUGUAAUCCAAAGUUUUUAUUCCGGUUUUGUCCUUGUUGAAUGAGGGUGACCAGGGGCCCGUCU
Molecule: messenger RNA, 5063 nt
Organism: Lytechinus pictus (painted urchin)
Lineage: Eukaryota; Metazoa; Echinodermata; Echinoidea; Temnopleuroida; Toxopneustidae
Product: putative divalent cation/proton antiporter TMEM165
Exons: 8
Coding region: 479-1432 (317 amino acids)
Biological process (GO): Golgi calcium ion transport; manganese ion transmembrane transport; calcium ion transmembrane transport
Cellular component (GO): Golgi apparatus
Molecular function (GO): calcium ion transmembrane transporter activity; manganese ion transmembrane transporter activity
Source: RefSeq, a predicted model, not a curated record